Molecule: messenger RNA, 4455 nt
Organism: Clarias gariepinus (North African catfish)
Lineage: Eukaryota; Metazoa; Chordata; Actinopteri; Siluriformes; Clariidae
Gene: bicd2b
Product: bicaudal D homolog 2 (Drosophila)
Exons: 9
Coding region: 361-2691 (776 amino acids)
Biological process (GO): regulation of microtubule cytoskeleton organization; microtubule anchoring at microtubule organizing center; protein localization to organelle
Cellular component (GO): cytosol; Golgi apparatus
Molecular function (GO): dynein complex binding; cytoskeletal adaptor activity; dynactin binding
Source: RefSeq, a predicted model, not a curated record
UUUUUCCCCGGCCAGCAGGAUGAGCUCAGGGUGUCCCCCCUUCCCCUUUCCCGAGACACCGAGCAGACAGACAGCGGCGGGGGGACGAGAGAAAGACAUACAGAACAAUAAUAACAAGAAUAAUAAUUAAGGAAUAACCAUAGUGAGAGUAAUAAUGGAUCUGUUGAAGCCGGCCGGGUGUGUGAGCGGGAGGGGGACGCUGUGGGGUGUACUUUGUUAGGGAUGUGUGUAGGAGUGUGUGUGUGUGUGUGUGUGAGUUGGGUUAUGUUUAGUUUGAGAUAAACGGGCUCCGGUUGGGGUAAUACGGGUUCCGUUAGGGGUAUUAGCGGCUCCGCUGGGCUGUAGGGGUGGGUGCUCGGGAUGGAGCAGGAGGCUGGUCCCGGUCCCGGUCCGGAGCUGAUCCCGGAGGCCGGGGUGGAGUGGCUGCGGGCCGAGCUCGCGCGCAUGUCCCGGGAGCUGAACGAGACGAGUCAGGAUAAGAUCCGCGCGGCGGAGUACGGGCUCGCGGUGCUGGAGGAGAAGCAGCAGCUCUCGGUGCGGUACGAGGAGCUGGAGGCGGAGACUGAAGCCCUGAGGCACGAGUUAGAGCAGCUGCGCGAGGCAUACGGUCAGGCCCACUCCGCUCAGAGGAAGGUUGCUGAGGAUGGCGAGAGUCGGGAGGAGUCCCUUAUCCUGGAGUCGGCAUCUAAGGAGGCUUAUUAUGAGCAGAGGGUGCUGGAGCUGCAGGCAGAGCUGAGGCAGUCCAAAACUGCGCUCGCCAGUACGCAGAGUGAGAACGAGCGACUGAGUACCCUCACGCUGGAGAUAAGGGAGAAUGCUGAGCUGCUGGAGCUGCAACGCACUCGUCUGCGUGAUGACAUCAGAGAGUAUAAAGUCCGAGAGUCUCGUCUGUUGCAGGACUACAGCGAGCUUGAGGAAGAGAACAUCAGCCUGCAGAAACAAGUGUCCACACUUAAACAGGGCCAGGUGGAGUUCGAGGGUCUAAAGCACGAGAUCAGGAGGCUGGAGGAGGAGGCGCAGUACUUGAACAGCCAGCUGGAGGAAGCCAUGCGGCUGCGUGAGAUCGGCGAGCGUCAACUGUCCGAGGCUCUGGAGACUGUAAAGAGCGAACGGGAGCAGAAAGCAGCACUGCGCAAAGAGCUCACGCACCACAUGACCCUGGGAGACUCUCUCCUUAGCGGCUCGCUCGACGGACUUAGACUUAGCGAAUUGAACGAGCCCAACAAUGAAGAGGCCAUGCGCGCCAUUGAGAACGGGCUCGCAAAGAUGGCCGAUGACAUCGAUGAUGAUAAUGUGUCAUCCAUGCCGAAGAAGAGCCUAGUGGACGAUCUGCUGAGUGAAUUGAAUAUCUGUGAGAUCCAGAAGCUCAAACAGCAGCUUCACCAGGUGGAGAGAGAGAAGGUGGCGCUCGUCUCCUCCCUUCAGGAGUCUCAGAAGCAAUUAGCACAGACACGUGGAGCGCUAGCGCGCCUGAGUGACGAUUUCGGAGCCACGCGACGUGUCCAGGUUGCAAAGGACAAAGACAAAGAAAAGGACAGUGGUGAGGGUGGAGACGUGGAUGAUUACGAGCUGGACAUUUACGGUCCAGAGAUCCUGCGCUGCAAAUAUGAGGCAUCAGUUGCUGAGGCUGGAGAGCUGAGGGAGGAGCUUAAGUUGUUAAAGGCAGAGCUUGAGGAGGUUACGACAGCUCGUGAGGAGGCGCGGGCACGGCUGGAGAGUCAGGUACGCGAUCUCUCGUCUCAGGUGACGUCACUGGAGAGCGACAGCCGAACAGAGCGGGCACAGCUAGCUCGACUACAGAGGGAGCUGGACGAGGUGAACACGGCUGCAGGCGAGACCCGAAGGACGCUCGGGGUGGCACAGGACGAGCUGGCGUCAUUCAGUGAGGAGCUGGCAAACCUCUACCAUCACGUGUGUGUGUGCAACAAUGAAACGCCCAGCCGUGUCACACUCGACUUCUACAGGGAGGGAAAAGACAGCAAAGAGAAGAAAGAAGGCAAAGAGGUGAAAACAGAGGAGAAACCUGGUUCGGUUUCGAUAAGAGACUCGAGGAAAGAGCCCAUGGACGUGUGUGUCCUGUCGGCCAUGAUUCGGGAGCAGAUGCGGCACCUGCAGCAGGCCGUGGAGAAAGGCACUCAGCUGGCGAGGCAGAGGCUGGCACCCCUGGAGCUCGUAGCUGUGCCUGAUAAAGAGCAGGCCGCCUACAUGGAGGAGAUCUUCAAGCUCAGGUCACUGCUGAGCACCAAACGCGAACAAAUUGCCACGCUCAGGGCCGUGCUUAAGGCCAACAAACAGACGGCAGAGGUCGCUCUCGCCAACCUGAAGAGUAAGUACGAGAACGAGAAGACCAUAGUGACGGAGACCAUGAUGAAGCUCAGGAACGAGCUGAAGGCUUUGAAAGAGGACGCGGCCACGUUCUCCUCCCUCAGAGCCAUGUUCGCCACCAGAUGUGAUGAGUACGUCACUCAGCUGGACGACAUGCAGAGACAGCUGUCGGCCGCCGAGGAUGAGAAGAAGACGCUGAACUCCUUGUUGCGCAUGGCCAUUCAGCAGAAGCUGGCGCUCACGCAGCGCCUCGAGGACCUCGAGUUCCACAACGAGCAGGAGCGCAGGGGUAACGCCGCUGCCGCCGCCGCCUCCACCUCCACCCGCUCCAGAGGGCCGUUCUCUAAGACCAAGAACCUGCAUUAACUGUAGUUGCCAAGGAGAAUUUCCUUCAAAGUGGCUUAAUUGCUGACUGCAGAUGUCCUGCCUUACACACACACACACACACACACUAUAUAUAACACUCCUCUGCGCUUGACUGCAGGCUUCACAUUACAGUUUUUUUGUUUUUGUUUGUUUGUUUUAAUGUAUGUGUUAUAUUUUAUGUUUCUGUAUUCGUUAUCAUGUGACUCCUUACAGAAUACACACCUAAUUGUACGUAUGUGACAUAUUUCAGGUCCACGGAAGUCAGUUUGGAAUUAAGGAGCAUUGUUUUUGCAUUUUAGUCUUAAUUUAUUGUUAAUAAACUGAAUACGCAAAGCUGCAGAGGGCUGACAGUUCUUUAUAGCACAUGACCUGGGUUUUUUAAUAAUUUUUUUCAAUAGGACGUGAUGUCACACCGCAUGCUGAUGUGGGUGAUGUUAACAGAAGGAUUUAAAAAAAUCUUGACUUCUUUAUUAUAAAACUAUUAGCUGAUUCUAUGCUGUGUCACAAAAAAGCCCUGUCUAUCAUCAGUUUUGUGUAUUUUCACUUCUUUUUGUCAGCUACCUCUUUAUCGCUCUUUAAUCCAAUCUAUUUAACAGAAUAAUAAUAUAAGUCUUGUUUCCUUUUUAAAUAUUACUAUUUUGCUUGCUUUGUUCAGAAGCAAUCCAGGAAAAAUGAAUGAGGAAAUGGUGUGGAGGUCUUACACUUUAAUAGCACAGUAUAAAAGACCAGCGAUGUAGAAAACUGUGAGCUACUUCAGGUUGGUUACAGAUAAUACACGUGGCUUUAAUAGACAUAAAAAAAACCAAACCAGCCUCACGUCUCCGCUCCUCAUCGUGACAGUUUCUUGUUUUUAAUGCUGUCUUGAGACGUCCAUGUCGACUUCCCCUCAGCUCAGCAAAUCCCCGUGACUGUUAAAAUCAAACAUACAACUUUCUGACCUUUCACACAAACAAUCAGCAAGAGGUUUCCACGGAAGUAAAGUGGUUCUUGAGGAUGAGUGAAAAAAAAAGUAAUGACAGUUAGAAAAAGAAAGGCUAAAACCUGUCCCUAUAAACCUGUAAACUACACACGCCACCCUGCACACUCCUGCUGAAGUCUGGGAGACCUUGUACCCUUCCAAGACAUGAAGGGAAGUCGACGAGGACGUCUUAAGAGCCACAGAGCUCGGCUGAAGAUACAGGAGAUGUUAAAGUGUUUUCACUUGUGCCUUUAAUGAACUUAUGAACUUUUUUUUUAAACAACACCAGAGCUGCAUUCUCCUCUUUGACUUCUAUUUUAUAUCUAAAUGCUUUCUAACAUGCCAUUAAAGUCUAUCAGUGUUUAAUACUGCGCACAGAGCCGUGCAGUCUGAGUGAGUUUAUUGCUUGUGUCUUGCUUGUUUUUUAGAUGUCUAAAACUUUUUUUCAAGCCUUAAAUAAAUAUCGAUGUGGCACUUCGGUCUGCUGUUUAUACUAUUCCAACAGCUUAUAAGGAAGGAUGUUAAUAUUUUGAUUAUUGAGUACCCGUCAUUGACGGUUAAAGAGUUUGUAGAAAUAGUUAAAGCAGUAAUAAUAUUAUUUAAGGUUGAAGCCCACGUCCAUGUCUGUGUGUCUCUCUGUACAGCAGAACUCUCUGUCUAACUUAUUAAUACAAAGAAAUCCCAUUCUGUAAGGUUGAGUAUCUUACGCCUUGUUUACACUAAGUUGUCCUUCUUUGGUGGUCAGACAAAUACACUCCCUGUUCGGUAAUCGGAGAGUGAAUCACAGAUGAGAAAUGGAAAAAGUA